Molecule: messenger RNA, 6163 nt
Organism: Punica granatum (pomegranate)
Lineage: Eukaryota; Viridiplantae; Streptophyta; Magnoliopsida; Myrtales; Lythraceae
Source: RefSeq, a predicted model, not a curated record
CGUCCCCCAUCCCCCUUCCCGUCACCGGCUAUCGCCGGUUAACCGUUACCGGCUCCCUGUCUCCUCACUCUCCCCCCUCCUCCUCCUCCUCUGCUGAUCCAUCUUUCUCUCAAAAAGCCAUCUUCAAAGCUCAGAGAAAAAGGAAGAAGAGAGGUUUUGAGGUCCGAUCGACUCGAGUCCUCGUCAACUCAGUUACUAGGUUUUCAUCAUCUCCCGAGUCAGGAGAUGUCUCGAGCAGAGCAUCUAUGGGAGAGGCUGGUGCGAGCUGCGUUGAGGUGGGACAGGACGGGGACAGACGUCUACGGGCGCCCUGUCACUGGAAUCGCUGGAAAUGUACCAUCCUCGCUCGCGAAUAAUAGGGAUAUUGAUGAAAUUCUCAGAGCUGCGGAUGAAAUUCAAGAUGAAGAUCCCAAUGUCGCUAGAAUCUUGUGCGAACAUGCUUACUCACUAGCCCAGAAUCUGGAUCCCAAUAGUGAAGGCAGAGGAGUUUUGCAGUUCAAGACUGGCUUGAUGUCUGUAAUCAAGCAAAAGCUAGCGAAGAGGGAAGCUGGAGCCAUAGACAGAAGCCAGGAUAUUGCUCGUCUGCAGGAGUUUUACAAGUCCUAUAGAGAGAAGAAUAAUGUGGUAAAAUUGCGAGAAGAGGAAGCGAAAUUGAGAGAGUCUGCUGCUUAUACCGGGAACCUUGGCGAACUGGAAAGGAAGACAGUGAAGAGGAAAAGGGUCUUCGCUACUCUAAAAGUUCUAAGGUCUGUCUUGGAACAGUUGGAUGAGGACAUUCCCGAGGAGUUGAAACGAAUGAUGGAAGCUGAUGCAGCAAUGACAGAGGACCUAAUUGCUUAUAACAUAAUACCGUUGGAUGGUCCAAGCACAACAAAUGCUAUUGUGACAUUUCCAGAGGUUCGCGCAGCAAUUUCAGCUCUCAGAUUCACAGCCCUACCAAACUUGCCCCCGGAUUUCCAAAUUCCUGCCACAAGGGAUGCAGACAUGUUUGAUUUUCUUCAUUAUGUUUUCGGAUUUCAGAAAGACAAUGUCUCCAAUCAGCGUGAGCACGUCAUUCAUCUGCUGUCAAAUGAACAGUCUAGGCUGUUCAUACCGGAGGUACCUGAUCCAAAGUUGGAUAAGGCUGCUGUUGAAAGGGUAUUCCAGAAGUCCCUGGAUAAUUAUAUUAAGUGGUGCAGCUACUUGGGCAUUCAACCAGUGUGGAGCAGUUUGGAUGCUGUUACUAAGGAGAAGAAAUUGCUGUUUGUUUCGCUGUAUUUCCUGAUAUGGGGCGAAGCCGCAAACAUAAGAUUCUUGCCAGAGUGCCUCUGCUACAUAUUUCAUCAUAUGGCUAGGGAAAUGGAUGAGAUAUUGCGACAGCAAGUUGCUCAGCAAGCCAAUAGUUGCAGUUCUGAAUCUGUUGCAUCAUUUCUUGAUCAAGUGAUUGCUCCUCUAUAUGAAGUUGUUGCAGCGGAGGCUGCAAACAAUGACAAUGGGAAGGCACCUCAUUCUACUUGGAGAAACUAUGAUGAUUUUAAUGAGUUUUUCUGGUCUCUUCGAUGCUUCGAACUUAGCUGGCCUUGGCGUAAGAAUUGUCCCUUUUUUCAAAAGCCAAAGCCACGCACAAAGCUUCUUCUCAAAACUGGUGGAACUGGAAGCAAGCGCCGGGGGAAAACUUCAUUUGUCGAGCACCGGACGUUUCUUCAUCUUUACCAUAGUUUCCAUCGCCUCUGGAUCUUUCUUGUUAUGAUGUUUCAGGGCCUUGCUGUAAUUGCUUUCAAUAAUGGUAAUUUCAACUCGAAGACAUUGCGGGAGCUUCUCAGCCUUGGUCCUACAUUUGUCAUCAUGAAAUUUAUUGAGAGUGUUCUGGACAUUAUUAUGAUGUAUGGAGCAUAUUCUACGACAAGGCGCUUGGCAAUUGCUCGCAUUUUUCUUCGCUCCCUUUGGUUCAGCGCUGCUUCUGGUUUCAUUUCUUUCCUUUAUGUGAAGGCUCUCCAGCAACCGAAUCCUUCAGAUUCGGCUGUUUAUAGGUUGUGCGUGAUUGUUAUAGCCAUCUACGCCAGUCUCCAAUUUUUCCUGAGUUUCCUAAUGCGCAUACCAUUCUGCCAUCGUCUAACUAAUCAAUGUGAUCAUUGGCCGGUGAUACGCUUUCUAAGAUGGAUGCGCCAGGAACGGUACUAUGUUGGACGUGACAUGUAUGAGAGGAACAGAGAUUUUAUCAAGUACAUGAUAUUUUGGGUGGUCAUUUUGAGUGCAAAGUUUUCUUUUGCAUAUUUUCUCCAGAUCAAGCCAUUGGUGGAACCAACAAGAAUUAUAGUGGAGCAGAAUAACAUUGCGUAUUCAUGGCAUGAUUUUGUAUCUAAAAAUAACCACAAUGCUUUGACUGUUGCUACCUUAUGGUCUCCUGUGAUUGCAAUCUAUCUUUUGGACAUCCAUGUGUUUUAUACUGUCUUCUCUGCUAUAUGGGGAUUUUUACUUGGAGCAAGGGAUCGCCUUGGGGAGAUCCGAUCCUUGGAAUCUGUGCACAGAGAUUUUGAACAGUUUCCUGGUGGUUUUAUGGAUAAUCUUCAUGUGCCACUUCCUGGCAGGGAGAAAAACCGCUAUGGCAAUCAGGAUGUGGAAACAAGCAAAGUGGAUGCUGCCCGAUUUUCUCCAUUCUGGAAUGAAAUUGUCAGAAACCUUAGGGAAGAAGAUUAUAUAAGUAAUCUGGAAAUGGAGUUACUUCUGAUGCCUAAAAAUUCUUCCAAACUGCCUCUGGUGCAAUGGCCGCUUUUUCUUCUUGGUAGUAAGAUAUUUCUAGCUAAAGACAUUGCUGCAGACUACAGGGAGUUGCAAGAUGAACUUUGGGAAAGAAUUAGCAGAGACGAUUACAUGAAAUAUGCUGUAGAAGAAUGCUUUAGUACCAUCAAGUAUAUUCUGCUAGAAAUAUUGGAGGGAGAGGGACGGAUGUGGGUUGAGAGAAUAUAUGAAGAUAUUGAAGCCAGCAUUAAGAAGAAGAGUAUCCAAAUCGACUUUAAACUAAAUAAGCUGUCACUGGUGAUUUCAAGAUUAACAGCACUACUGGGAUUAUUGAAAGAGGCAGAAACUCCAGAUUCAGACAACGGAGCUGUGAAGGCUGUUCAAGAUCUUUAUGAUGUUGUGCGGCAUGAUGUGCUUUCAAUAAAUAUGAGGGAAAACUAUGAGACAUGGAAUUUGUUGUCCAAAGCAAGGAAUGAAGGUCGUUUAUUUUCAGAUUUAAAGUGGCCUAAGGAUCCAGAGCUGAAACUACAAGUCAAACGGCUACAUUCAUUAUUAACAAUCAAAGAUUCUGCUGCAAAUAUUCCCAAAAAUCUCGAGGCCCAGCGGAGGCUGCAGUUCUUCACUAACUCACUAUUCAUGGAAAUGCCCCCAGCCAAAGCAGUCAGGGAGAUGUUAUCCUUCAGCGUGUUUACCCCAUAUUAUUCCGAGAUUGUUCUUUAUAGCUUGUCUGAACUCCAGAAGAAAAAUGAAGAUGGAAUAUCAAUUCUGUUUUACCUCCAGAAGAUAUUUCCAGAUGAGUGGAAGAACUUUCUUGCUCGUAUUGGGCGCGAUGAAAGUGCUCUGGAGUCUGAGCUUUUUGAUAGUCCAAAUGAAUCCCUUGAGCUUCGUUUUUGGGCUUCUUACCGUGGACAAACAUUAGCAAGAACAGUUCGAGGGAUGAUGUACUAUAGAAAAGCUCUAAUGCUUCAAUCCUAUCUGGAAAGGGCUGGUGCUGGAGAUAUUGAAGCUGCAAUUUCAAGUGGUGAUGCGACUGAUACUCAGGGAUUUGAGUUUUCUCCUGAAGCAAGGGCUCAAGCAGAUUUGAAGUUUACUUAUGUACUGACCUGUCAGAUAUAUGGAAAACAGAAGGAGGAGCAGAAACCUGAGGCUGCUGAUAUUGCGCUGUUGAUGCAAAGAAAUGAAGCAUUGCGUGUCGCAUUCAUUGAUGAGGUUGAGACUUUGAAGGAUGCGAAAGUCCACAAAGAAUUUUAUUCAAAACUUGUGAAGGCAGAUGUUAAUGGUAAAGACAUGGAAGUCUACUCCAUAAAAUUGCCUGGAAAUCCAAAACUUGGCGAGGGAAAACCAGAGAAUCAAAACCAUGCUAUUGUUUUCACUCGUGGAAAUGCAGUUCAGACCAUUGACAUGAAUCAGGAUAAUUAUUUUGAAGAAGCCCUGAAAAUGAGAAAUCUAUUAGAGGAAUUCCAUGGCAAUCACGGCAUCCGUCCUCCUUCGAUUCUUGGUGUAAGAGAACAUGUUUUUACGGGAAGUGUCUCGUCUUUAGCCUCAUUCAUGUCUAAUCAAGAGUCUAGCUUUGUAACACUGGGCCAGCGUGUUCUUGCAAAUCCUUUGAAGGUUCGUAUGCACUAUGGUCAUCCCGAUGUCUUCGACAGAGUUUUCCACAUAACUCGAGGUGGCAUAAGCAAGGCCUCACGUGUGAUCAACAUCAGUGAAGAUAUCUAUUCAGGGUUCAACUCAACUUUACGGCAAGGAAACAUCACUCAUCAUGAGUAUAUUCAAGUUGGGAAAGGACGUGAUGUUGGCCUCAACCAGAUAGCAUUAUUUGAAGGGAAGGUUGCUGGUGGUAAUGGGGAACAGGUUUUAAGCCGAGACGUCUACAGACUGGGGCAGCUCUUUGAUUUCUUCCGAAUGAUGUCAUUUUACUUCACCACUGUUGGUUACUAUUUCUGCACUAUGCUGACGGUGUUGACUGUGUACUUCUUUCUGUACGGGAAGGCAUACUUGGCACUAUCUGGGGUCGGUGAAACAAUUGCAAUAAGAGCUCAAAUAAUGGAUAAUACUGCCUUAAGUGCUGCCAUCAAUACGCAGUUUCUAUUGCAAAUUGGUAUCUUCACGGCUGUGCCCAUGAUUUUGGGUUUUAUUUUGGAGCAAGGUUUCUUGAAGGCUCUCGUCAGUUUCCUAACCAUGCAGUUUCAGCUUUGUUCUGUCUUCUUCACAUUCUCAUUGGGCACAAAAACGCAUUAUUUUGGCCGGACUAUUCUUCAUGGUGGAGCGAGGUAUCAAGCCACUGGUAGGGGGUUCGUGGUCCGUCAUAUCAAAUUCACUGAGAACUACAGACUUUACUCGCGCAGCCACUUCGUGAAAGGGUUGGAGGUUGUGCUAUUGUUGGUGGUGUAUCUUGCAUAUGGAUAUAAUGAAGGUGGUGCAUUGUCAUACAUUCUUCUCUCAAUCAGCAGUUGGUUCAUGGCCCUUUCCUGGCUCUUUGCUCCAUACCUGUUCAAUCCAUCGGGAUUCGAAUGGCAGAAGACGGUGGAAGAUUUCAGGGAUUGGACGAAUUGGCUACUUUACAGAGGUGGAAUCGGAGUAAAGGGUGAAGAAAGUUGGGAAGCUUGGUGGGAUGAAGAACUGGUGCAUAUUCGAAACUUACGCGGAAGGGUGAUGGAGACUAUCCUGAGUCUCCGGUUUUUCAUCUUCCAGUAUGGUAUUGUGUACAAGCUGAAUGUUCAAGGAUCAGACACAUCAUUGACUGUUUACGGUCUCUCUUGGGUUGUACUAGCAGUUCUCAUAGUCCUUUUUAAGGUUUUCACUUUCAGCCAGAAGGUGUCGGUCAACUUUCAACUUCUCCUUCGUUUCAUUCAAGGCCUCUCCUUCCUGAUGGCACUGGCUGGUCUAGCCAUCGCAGUGGUGUUCACUGAUCUGUCAGUGCCCGACAUAUUUGCUUGCAUCUUGGCCUUUGUGCCCACAGGAUGGGGAAUCCUCUCCAUUGCCUCGGCUUGGAAGCCAUUGAUGAAGAGGAUCGGUCUCUGGAAAUCCAUCCGAUCAAUAGCUCGGCUGUAUGACGCGGGGAUGGGAAUGAUCAUAUUCAUUCCAAUCGCGUUGUUCUCUUGGUUCCCAUUCGUCUCAACAUUCCAGACUCGGCUUAUGUUCAAUCAAGCUUUCAGUCGAGGUUUGGAGAUCUCGCUCAUCCUUGCCGGGAACAACCCCAACACUGGGAUCUGAACAUACCACUCGAACUUCUUCUGAGCUCGAAUAUGUAGUUCUUUCCUAUCCCUUUAUCGAAUUCAGAAGGCUUAUUAGUUGCAGGGCAGCCUAGAUAUGACUCGACCAUGGUGAUGUACAUGUACAGAUUGCUGCAUUAAACUUAAAACCGCAAGCUGAUCUGUUGUAUCUUAUGUUUAUAAUCUGUGGACAAGUAAAUUAAUGAAUUUUCCGCUUUUGUAAGCUCAGA